Planococcus citri (citrus mealybug) is the source of this 5504-nucleotide messenger RNA. RefSeq names its product FMRFamide receptor-like. Gene Ontology annotation, biological process: G protein-coupled receptor signaling pathway. Bases 3403 to 4488 code for a protein of 361 amino acids. NCBI's taxonomy places the organism in Eukaryota, Metazoa, Arthropoda, Insecta, Hemiptera, Pseudococcidae. Gene Ontology annotation, cellular component: plasma membrane. The record is from RefSeq and is a predicted model, not a curated record. The transcript has 3 exons. Gene Ontology annotation, molecular function: G protein-coupled peptide receptor activity.
AGACGUUUAGUAUGUGGCUGAAAUUAAAUGCGAGGUGAAUCUCGUCAGUGAAAAAUGUUCGCGUGAAUAGUUCAAUGUGUGCAUCAUGUACCUACUUUUCGUAUGUAGAUAUGUAUUGGACAUUUAUUUGAAAACUAUGCUCAUCAGUAAAACGUUGACGGUUCUAGAGUAAAAUUAUACCUCUUAAUUUAGAUACAGCCAAUCAAAACAAUCAUUGUUUGUAUUUAUACUCGUGUACUGUAGGUAAGUUCCUACUUAAUGUGGAAUUUUUCAAAACCAAAAAAUCACCAUGUCGAAUGAUACAUUAAAUUGUGGAUUCAUGGAAUAUUACGAUUACAAUAUAAGUGGCUACGUAAACAUUGCAAUAUGUUCGACUGGAGCGAUUCUCAAUCUAUUCAACAUACUCGUAUUUACCAAGAAAAAUAUGAUUUCAUCGGCCAAUUUGAUAUUCACACAUUUAGCCGUCGUUGAUUUUUUGAUUUUGUUAGUUUGCAUUCCGUAUUCAUGGAUAAACUUUUUUCAAUACACCCACGAAGAUUAUGAAAACAUGACAUACACUCGAGCACUAUUUUAUUCAUUUUGUGUAAACAUUGGACACACUUUAAGCUACACGUCAGUAUUCCUUACGCUGAUGUUAGCCAUAUGGAGAUACACUGCAAUAGUACAUCCAUUCAAAGAACGUUAUUGGUGCAAUAUGAAGAUGACACGAAAUAUAAUCAUGGCCAGUUACAUUGGUAGUAUUUUGCUCAGUACACCGGCAUAUCUUUCUCGCGAUAUCGUGAUAUCUUACAGCGAUGCUGAAUUACCUUAUUAUGACACAGUUUCCAAACAAAACUCGAAUCUGGUUUUCAUAUCGUUUCUGAUCAAAGCAGUGUUGCAACAGUUAUUGCCAUCAAUUGCCCUGCCAAUAUUUAGUUUCAGAAUGAUCGCUGCGUUAAUAACAAAAGCACCAAAACAACUGAUUUCGUCUUCAAACGCCCAAAACAACUCCAGAAACCUCAAAAGGAAACAACAAACUGAUCGAUCAAUAACCAUAACGUUGAUAGUUAUGGCGUUAUUUUUGUUCGUGCAAAUUCCUCCAGGAAUAUACAAUUUAAUUGUGAGCAUACCAGGCCUUUAUGAGAUGUUGGAUUAUGAUCGAUUUGAGUGUUUUCACACGUAUAUCUUGGUACUGUUAAACGUAACCUUAAAUUAUAUCAGUAUGUCGGUCACAUUUGUAGUAUACUAUACCAUGAGUCAAAAUUUUAGAGCCACUUUUCAAUCUCUAAUCUGCAGUCGACGUAUUUUCUCUCAAACAAUAGUAUUUUCUUCAGACACGAGAAGAACUAAUAUAAGCACAGAAGUAGAUCAAGUUCAAUGAAUGCAAUAAUUAUUGCAAUGAAGCUAGUAUAAGUAUAGAACCAAAAAUCGAUCUCACAAAGUACGCAAAACAUGGAGAAAAAAAUACCAUAAAUUUCAUUAGCUUAGGUAUAUCACACAUUCUCCCUUGUAAAAAAAGCUCAUGCUGGAAUUAGCACAAGAUAAUGGAAAUCAUUUCGAUCUAUAAAAAUUUACAAUUCCAACGUCACACUAAUAUCUAUUUCUUCAUUAAAAUAAUAUGGUAGGUACAUUAUUUUUUGGAAUUUAUACCAAAAUUUUCAUUCGAUGAUAAAAUCAACUCAAACGAGAGCACAAAUCCUGUUUUUAUUGGAAUUUUGAAUAAAAGCUCGUAUUUCAAAUUUUUCUUCUAUCCCUUCCCAUAUUUUGUAGCGACAAAACAGCGUUCUAAAGUCGUUUAACCCUCCUCAUUCUCUUCCACUCCCACCUCAGAAAUUUGUACAUUAUUCUGCUCAAUUUUUCGAAGCUUGUGUUUCCAUGAAAUAACACAGACUCUGAUGUAUUCACAAGUGCGUUGGGGGAAAAUUUCGGAGGAUUUUGAAAAAAUUGGUGGAGACAAUCAUUUUUAAUUGAACGUCAUCGAAAAAAAUUGUAGCGCAGAAGUUGCCCUUAGAUGAGAUAUAGAUAAUUAUGUAUAUGGGUCCUAAGAGAGGAAGAAUUUUUGAAAAAUGCUGGUCUCUUCGCUAAGGCCCCUUACCCAACCAGUUUUGGAGAAAAUAACCCAGUGAUAUAUCUAAGAUAAUAUUUGAGAUUUUGCGUUGAACUAUAACUAAGCCGUUGCCACAAAAAUUCAAGACAGCUUUUAAAUUUAUAAGGAAAAUUUUUCAUCAUAUCCAAGUUAAAACAUCAAAACAUUUUAUUUAUGAAACUGCCGGGGAAACAUUUUGCAACGCUGUGGUUCCGAUUUCAAAAAUCGAGAAAAAUAGCCAAAAACUUACCUAAUUUUUUUGCAUUUUUGAAAAUGAAAAAAAAAAAGGUUAAAAAAUUGAAGCCACCGCGUUCCAAAAUAUUUCCUCAUGUUUCAGAAAUAAUUACCAACCUACUGACCUAAAGCCAACACGCUUCAUGGGACAUUUUUUUCCAAGUCGCAUAAUUGACCAAUUUUUUUACAUUUUUCGGUCGUUUAAUUGAUAAAAAGAAGGCAAUGCUAAUGCUGGAAGAAAUACGAAUAGUGCGCAAAAAAUACAAAAAGUAAAUUUUCCAAAGAAGUGCAUUCAAAUUUGCGAUCUCUCUGGGUAAGGACAGAGGUACCUUAAAUGCGAAAUGAAAAUUUGAAAAAUUUAAAUGAUUCGUAUUUGAAUAUAAAAAAUUGUACAGUGGUCUCUUUUUGAUGCCAGUUUCAUACAAGUUGGUUCGUUACUUUUCUAAUAAUACGCUGUCAAAGUGAACUUCACUUUGUUCAUUUGUUUGUUGAUUGUGUUUUCAUUUUGAAUAAUUUUAAAAUUAAACAAUCGUGAUGGAAUUAUUGUUUUAUUCGUUGGAUUUUUCAAGUCCCCCUUUUACUUCUAUAAAGUUGAAUGUUACAUGCAAUAGGGAAAAAACCGAAUUACGUAUGCCGGAUGAUUCUAAUCGGAGAACGAUUGUGAUUUCAUAAAACGAGCGGAAAUUUGGUGCACAUGAUGGAAAAAACUCCCAUCCGGUCAGCAUCGGUCACUUUUUAAUAAAAACACAAUAUUUCUCCGAUUUUUGAUAAAUAUAUCUACCUAAUCAGGAGAAAAAGCGAUAUCAAUAUACAUGUACGAUCACUGGAAUGAGUAUUCUUAAUGCAACAAAACCACACCAGAACGUUGCUGAGGUCGAUCGCGAUGUGAAAUUCGUCUCUGCAAAAAGUUCGCGUUAAUAGUGUUUAUUGUACACAUGCACUAUCCGUAGAAGUUGUUUAAAAAAUUGAGCCCAUAAGCGAAAAGUCGCGAGUUUAAAAGUAGGUAUGUAGAAUCAUUUUUAAUUUAAACAAAACCGAUCAAAUCAAUACGCGGAUUCUACUUAAAACUAACACUUACUGCUGAUUUUUUUUGAAAUAUCGAUAUGGCACCUGGUACAUCAUUUUGCGAAUUCAUCGAAUAUUACUAUUAUCAUAUAGAAGGCUACGCAGACAUUUCCAUAUGCUCCGUUGGAGUGAUUUUGAACGUAUUCAACAUCGUGGUAUUUACAAGGAAAAAUAUGGUUUCAUCAGCGAAUUUGAUAUUCACCCAUUUGGCCGUUGCAGAUUUAUUGUUUUUACUAACAAGCAUUCUGUAUUCAUGGAUAUUCUUCUUUCAAUACAUGCAAAAAGAUUAUCAAAAAUGGACUUACACACUUGCAGUGAUUUAUGUAGGUUCGUCGUUUUUGAAGAAUUCUCUUCGCUUCAUGUGCGUAUUUUUCACAGUGAUGUUGGCUAUUUGGAAGUACAUCGCUGUAGCACACCCAUUGAAAGCACGUUAUUGGUGUACAAUGAAAAUUACACGCUAUGCAGUCAUUACUUGUUACAUUACGAGUGCUUUACUCAGCAUACCAAUGUAUUUUUCCGCCAAUAUUGUACCAAAGUACAGUACCACUGAAAAAUUAUCUUAUUACAGCCCAAGUCACAAAAAGAAUUCUAUUAUGCGUGAUAUUGCAUUUUUUAUCAAAGCAGUGCUACAACAAUUAUUGCCAUCGGUUGUGCUGCUAAUAUUCACGUUUAGAAUGAUUUCUGCGCUAUUAACCAAAGGAUCAAAUAAUGAACCAGAAACUUCAUGUUCAAACAUCAGAAAUAACGCUAGAAAUGCAAGAAUGAAACAACAAACCGAUCGAUCAAUAAUCAUAACCUUGACAGUUGUGGUAUUAUUUUUGAUCACACAAAUCCCUCUUGGAGCGAUAAAUCUAACCGAAAUAUUGUUACCAGACAUUUACCGUAAGUUAGAUGAUCUAUUAGGUUUAUGUUACAGCAGCUAUGUAAAUGUAAUAUCAUCGAGUACCUUCUAUUACAUCAAUACGUCCGUGUCAUUUUUCGUAUAUUACGCCAUGAGUCAAAAUUUUAGAACCACAUUUCAGUCUCUGUUCAGCAGUGGUAGGAUUAUUCCUCAAAAAAUGAACGUUUUUCGUUUGAUUAGUGCGAGAAAAACUCAUACAAGCCCAGAAGAAGACCAAGCUUAAUAAAAACAUUUCUGUAGGAAGCUAACGGGAGUCGGUGAUCCCAAUAUCGAUCAAACCACUUACCUAUACAUUUGUCGAAAAAAAAGAUCACACUCUUGAUCAGAUCACAUUCCAUUUUCUCCCAAUGAAAAGCUCAUUCCGGUUGUCUCAUUAGAUAAUGAUUAUCAUUUUCAACCUUAUCUAAGUAAUACCGACAAUCCCAACGUCAAACUAACACUUCGUCAUACAAAAUACUUAUUCGCAUCAUUGGGUGAUAAAAUUAUCGUAGUCGAGCGCACACGUAUCAUUUUAUUGGAUUUUAAAAUGAAGUUUGUUAUCUACAGGGUAUGAUAGUUAAACCGUUUUACAUAUGUUUUUUUUACUAUUUUUUUUCAACAAAUUUCUUGUCCGCUGAUUGUAGCAACAUUGUAUAAUUUUGGAGCUCAUCAUUAAAUGUAGGUAGUACCUAACCCCCCUCCUCCUCUCCAUAGAACUGUUAAAUCAUUCCGUCCCAACGUUAGUGGAUUUUCAAAUGUUCGUUAAAAAAUCAUAAAAUAAGUUUUGACAUCUGAAAUUUUUAUCAUGGAGAUUUUUUACACUAUCUCUUUCCAAAAAUUGCGGUGUUGAUAAAAUCGAAGGCGAUACUUCGAGUGGUUCCCUCGUUGGGCUGAAGGUCCCACUAAAUUUGGUGAAAACCCAUCGACGUUUUUUUUUUUUUUUUGCGAUCAAUCCCAGUAAGUACUUACCUACCUAAGUAAUAUGUAUGUGAAUUGUACCUAUCAAUAAGUAAGUAAGUAAGUAAGUAAGUAAGUAAGUAAGUAAGUGAAGUAAAAAAGUAAAUGUAUCAACAAUAGUAGAUAUAAAUAAAUAUUUAAGUUUGGCCUUAAUGAAUUUUUUGCAAUAUAAAAUCUAAGUUACACCUACCUAAGUACUCAAAUAACUACUGUAAAUUAGAUUAAGUGGGAAUUGUUCACGUAUGCAUUAAGUAUUCAAAAACUAAGUACCUAUGUACCUACAUCAUAAUUAAAAAACGCGAU